This is a messenger RNA of Ictalurus punctatus (channel catfish), 4007 nucleotides long. RefSeq names its product HDGF like 3 (gene hdgfl3). The transcript has 6 exons. Gene Ontology annotation, cellular component: nucleus. The coding region runs from base 421 to 1029 and encodes 202 amino acids. Gene Ontology annotation, biological process: regulation of transcription by RNA polymerase II. The record is from RefSeq and is a predicted model, not a curated record. NCBI's taxonomy places the organism in Eukaryota, Metazoa, Chordata, Actinopteri, Siluriformes, Ictaluridae. Gene Ontology annotation, molecular function: transcription coregulator activity; double-stranded DNA binding.
AGGACUUCAUUAAGGCGCGCGCGCGCACAAACACACACACACACACACACACACACCGCGGCGUAGCUUGCUCUCUCCAUCCUCGGAGGCGCUGGAUGGAAUUUUUGCUCUGUUGACCUUCACACGUAUUGGGGUUUGAACAGAGAGAGGGAGAAACAGAGGAGGCAAGAAGAAAGAAAGACAGGAAGAAGAAGAAGAAGAAGAAGAGAGUGUGUUGUUGUGUGCUGAGUGUGUGAGGUGUUUUGUUUUUUUUUUUCAUUCCCGGGCCUUCUCUCUCUCUCUCUCUCUCUCUCUCGCUCUCUCUAGCUCUCUCAGUCUUUUUCAUUAUUUAUUUCCGUUAUUGAUGGUGGGAGAUUUCCGCGCGUGCACGAAUCGCGUGGUGACAUUUGUGACAUUUUGGGUGUUUUCCGAGCGCGCGCCAUGGCUCGGCCGCGACCCCGCGACUAUAAAGCAGGAGAUCUGGUUUUCGCCAAGAUGAAGGGAUACCCGCACUGGCCCGCGAGGAUCGAUGAGCUGCCAGAGGGAGCUGUGAAGCCUCCUGCUAAUAAAUAUCCCAUCUUCUUCUUUGGCACCCAUGAGACUGCGUUCCUCGGCCCUAAAGAUCUGCUGCCGUAUAAAGAAUAUAAAGAAAAGUUCGGCAAGUCGAAUAAGAGGAAAGGCUUCAAUGAGGGACUGUGGGAGAUCGAGAACAACCCCGGGGUCAAGUUCACCGGCUACCAGAGUGUGCAGCAGCAGAGCUGGUCGGAGGGGGAGGGGGCUGAUGCAGCAGACGGCAGCAGUGAGGGUGAGGAAGGUGAAUCCAUCGGAGAGGAAGAAGAAGGAAAGGUGAAGGGUGAAAAGGUCGGAUCGAAACGGAAAAAGACCGCGUCUUCAAAGAAGUCGAAGUUGUCCAGGAAGUGCUCAGCUGAGGAGGAAGAGGAGAAGGACGGUAAAGAAGAAGAGGAGAAGAGAGACAACGAUAACGAUCUGCAGAACUCAGACAAGAAGACGUGUCCAGGGCAGAACCAGCUGCUGCGAGAGGAACAUUAGGUCCUGAAGAACAUCUGAUCAUGUUGUGGUUUGUUCCGUGCUGUUGGAAAUGUAACUCGCUUUGACAUCAUCAAAAUAAAAAAUAAAAUCAAAUAAAAAACAUUGUUAUUAUAAACUCACCGAUCAGUAAAUAAUAUUACAGCCACAAGUACAGAGAAAUUCAUCCACGUCUCAUCAGCAGAGCCAAGCUGAAGCUAAAGCACGUAGAGUUAAAGGGGCGGUAAGUCGUAUCCUCUAUUACAGAUGCAGGUUGUAAAGCUCUCCAGUGGAUUCGAUUGAAGACAGUUUUGUCCUUCCAGCGUUCCAGAGUCAGUGUGUGAAGUGUGAAUUCGGCUGAAAUGUUGCUUACUGCCCCUUUAAUGUGCAGUGUUAAUUACACUUUAUCAGAUGUAAUAUAGUCAUCAGUUUAGCGUAAUGAUCUAGCUGUAGCUGUUAUAGCUGGACUGUUCGCCUGGAAACCAGCCCACUCUCUCUCCGUAAACCCUCUGACCUUUCAGCCUGAACCCUGACCUUUCAGCCUGAACCUGACCUUUCAGCCUGAACCCUGACCUUUCAGCCUGAACCUGAGCUUCCCAAGUUAAACCUUGACUCUGUACACUUUAGGGAUGCACUGAAAUGAAAAUUCUUGGCCAAAGCCGAAUAUAAUGAAAAACCUGGCCGAAUACCGAACACGUAUUUUUGCGUUUUUUCCAUUUAUUUUGACAUUUUUUUCACCACUUCAUAAAUUAAAUAGUCAAAAUGUGCUUUUUACUAUUCUGUCUUGCUUCUCAAAGAAAAAAAUCAAUUACAAAAAAUACAGUUUCAAAAUAUUUAACACUGAACAUUUUUUUUCAUUCCAGCGGGCACAGGCUACCAACAAGGCACAAUAUAACUUUAAAUAAAUAAACGAGUAAAAUAAAAAUAUUGUGAUGUGGUCAUCUCUGAGCCCCUUGAAUAGCCGAUGUUCGUCCUGUAACUGACUGCUGAAAGAAUUUAACACUCUGUAGACUACAACUAAAAGUGCAAUGACAAGAGUGCAAAACAGUGGAUGGACCCACAACAAAUGAAUAAUUGUCCUGGACAUAUCUCUACUUCUUUAACGGCCAUUCUUACAUCCUUCUCUGACACUUUAAAAUGCUUCCACACUGCCGACAUGUUCGCUACAAUUAAAGCUCCGCGCGUCUCACUCCGGUUGCUGGGCUCUUUGGUCGCGUCAUCAAACACGUCAUUGUUCGGUCAAAUUUAUAUAAUUUAUUCAUUUAUAAAUAAUUUCGGUUGCCGAACGUUCGGUGCAUCCCUAGUACACUUUCACCUGAAUGUUUCAUUAAAACCCUGACAGUUUCCCCAACCUUUGUCCCAAAUGCUGACCUUUGUCCUUAAACAUUAACCUUGACCCUUCAACAUAACACUGGUCAUGUUUUGCUGCCUUUCUAUAAGCGUUUACUUUAACACUACCUUUUAAAUGUAAGCUCUGACCUUUGACCCUAACCCUGACAAUUUAACCCUGCCUUUUUUCCUUGCUAACCCUACACGUUUACGCUAAGCCCUUAUCGGUAUCCCUAGUGCUGACCUUUCACCCUAAUGUUGUUUUUCUUUCUACAUUAACUCUGACCCUGUCUGUAACCUUUGUUCUAACACUACCCUUUAAACCUAAACUCCUAUCUUUGACCCUGUCCUUGACCUUUCACCUUGACCUCCUUCUGAAACAUUUACAGUAAAAAAAAACUUCCUUUUAAACCUUUGACCUUAAUCUUGACCUUUUAUUAUUUACCUUAAACUCUAAUCUUUGACCCUAGCCUUAAACCCUGACCUCUUUCUGUAACUCACCCUAACCCAACCCCUGUGCCUAAACUCUGACCUUUCAACUCAGCAUUUUUACCCUAAACCUUUACAUUUCUUGUUUUCCAUAACCUUUGACCUUUCACCUUAUUUUUGUUACCCUUAACCCUAAACUUUCACCCUGACCUAUCAGUCUAACUCUGACCUUUUACCCUAAACUGUCACCUUUUAUUUCAAUUCCUGAUCUUUCAUGGCACUCUACACUCUCUUCUUUGAUAUUUUAUCCUCUGACCUUUGACCCUGUCCAUGUCGUGUGUAUAAACCCGUGAAGGACAGAGAGAGAGAGAGAGAGAGAGAGAGAGAGAGAGAGAGAAGUAUAAAUAGUGGAUUUGAGUAACACACUGUUGAUGGUUUGAGUUCAUGUUGCUGUAGAAUUCGGGACCACGCUAACGGAUAAAUGCUCUUUUGGGUUUUUUUAAAUGUUUUUUUGUUUGUUUGUUUUUUUUUUUUGUUUUUUUAUAAUUAAAGUGAAUUCUGGUUCCUGUGUCCGUGCGCUCGCUUGUUUCUUAGCUCUUUAGUGGCAUGCUGUCUGUCCUAUUAAUUCUGUAAGAUAGAAAUCAUUCGGAGAUUAGCGCUGAGUCUGAGGCAGGAGGUGUCUCCUACCGUUUAGCACUUCAUCACGUCAUCCCUGAACUGAAGACGCUCUUUUACUUCCUGAUCUGUGUUUAUAUAAAGAAUAUAUUCUAUUUAUUUUUGAUGAUGGUAGAUGAUACAUCUGUGGUAAAUGUUAGCGCGUUCACACGUCCUGAUUUAGUCACAUGACACGCGUUUCUGCGUCAGCGUGGGUGGAGCUUAAAAUGAUCCUAUGACACCAUCAGGGAGCCUGCUGGUACACACAGCCAACUUCCUGUUACAGUGCGUAAAUACACUCGCACGUCAAGCCAAAGAGUAAAAAAAAAAGUCUUGAGGUGAUGUCACACAAUCGAGUCCACUGAUUGGAUGAUGAGAUUAACCGUAAACCACGCCCACUGUUAACUCAAAUCUGCCUGUCAGUGAGUAAAAGCAGGACGUAGAGAUCAUCAGUGUAGAUUUUUUGCCCCUCCUUAUCUUUGUUAUGCUCGUUACAGUUCUAUCUUACAUUUUCAACGUUUGUAGUUCACUGUAAACUGUUUUUCCUGUUUAUUCACAAGACUUUUACAGAAUAAAUUUGUUGGAAUGCA